This is a messenger RNA of Brassica rapa (field mustard), 4207 nucleotides long. Its product is annotated as DNA-directed RNA polymerase I subunit 2. The record is from RefSeq and is a predicted model, not a curated record. Gene Ontology annotation, biological process: DNA-templated transcription. NCBI's taxonomy places the organism in Eukaryota, Viridiplantae, Streptophyta, Magnoliopsida, Brassicales, Brassicaceae. Gene Ontology annotation, molecular function: DNA binding; DNA-directed RNA polymerase activity; ribonucleoside binding. Gene Ontology annotation, cellular component: nucleus.
ACCCUCCUCCUCCUCUCCUCCACUUUUCUAGCCGCCCCAAGCUCUCUCCUCCUUUGUCUUCUCAAUCAAAGCUCUUCUUCAAGAACCCUAAUUUCGUAGAGAGAGCAAAACCCUAAUAAUCAUGGUUAUCAAAGGGAAAGAGACGGUUCCCAACACGGAAGACUUCAAGGAGCUUCGCAAUCUCGUCACGCACCACAUAGAGUCUUUCGAUUACAUGACAGAGAAAGGUCUCGAUGUUAUGUUCACUCGAAUCAACUCCGUCAAUGUUUACGACCCAUCCACCGAGAACAAGUGGAAAAUUAGCUUAGAAAAUCCGAAAGUGUUCUCUCCUCAGAAGGAGAGUUUGAGUUCAAAUUCAAGGAAAGAGUCUUUGUAUCCCUUUGAGUGUCGGCAGGCGAAGAUAUCGUACACGGGAGCGCUUAUGGCUGAUGUUUGCUUUCAGUAUGACAAUGGACUCGGAAGCGGCCUUGGAGCCGUCGUUAGAGAGAAGUUUGAGUUUGGUGAAUUACCUAUUAUGCUCAUGUCAAAUCGUUGCCACUUACAGGGUGCUGAUUGCCGAAAGCUUUUAAAGUGUAAAGAGUCAACUUCUGAAAUGGGAGGGUACUUUAUUUUGAAUGGGAUUGAGAGAGUGUUCCGAUGUGUUAUUGCACCAAAGCGGAACCAUCCAACGGGUAUGAUCCGGAACUCAUUCACUGGAAAACGGGAAGGAUACAGUGACAAAGCAGUUGCCAUUAGGUGUGUUAGAGACGACCAGUCCGCUGUCACUAUUAAGGUGUACUAUAAUCGCAAUGGAAGUGCCAGAGUUGGAUUCUGGAUAGGGGGAAGGGAAUUUUUGCUUCCUGUCGGCCUUGUUCUCAAGGCUCUCACUGAAACCAACGAUGAGGAAAUAUACGAAAGCCUGAACUGUUGUUACAAUGAGCAUUACGGAAGAGGCGAUGGGUCUGUUGGAACCCAACUUGUACGUGAGCGAGCCAAAAUCAUUCUUGAUGAAGUGAGAGACUUGGGUCUUUUUACCCGGGAACAGUGCCGCAAGUAUCUAGGAGAGCAUUUUAAAUCUGAUAUUGAUGGGCUAGAAAAAGAAAGCUAUCCUGUUGUUGCUGAAGCCGUGCUCAAGAAUUAUAUUUUUGUUCACCUUGACAACGAUGACGACAAGUUCAAUUUGCUCAUCUUCAUAAUUCAAAAGCUAUUUUCUCUGGUGGAUCAGACUUCUUUACCUGACAAUCCCGAUUCUCUGCAAAAUCAAGAAAUUUUAGUCCCGGGUCACCUUAUAACAAUUUACCUCAAGGAAAAACUUGAAGAGUGGCUGCGGAAAUGCAAAAGUACUAUUGAAGAGGAGAUGCGUAAUAUUAAGAGCAAAUUUGACUUUGAAAAUCAUGCUGAUAUCAAGAAGCUUAUGAACAAAAAUCAACCCAGGAGUAUUGGCACAUCAAUUGAGUCUUUGUUGAAAUCAGGAUGUAUGACCACAAGGUCUAGUUUGGAUUUACAGCAGAAAGUAGGUUACACUGUUCAGGCUGAGAGGUUGAACUUUCUCCGUUUCCUUUCAUUUUUCCGGGCGGUUCAUCGAGGUGCUUCCUUUGCUGGACUUCGGACAACAACUGUGAGGAAGCUGCUUCCUGAAUCUUGGGGUUUUCUUUGCCCUGUUCACACUCCUGAUGGGGAACCCUGUGGAUUGCUGAAUCAUAUGACACGUACUUGCCGAAUCUCCUCUCAAUUCGAUUCCAAUGGAAACAUCAGAGACUUUCGGAAGAUAAGAAGGUCGGUUGUUGAUGUUCUGGUUGGGGUAGGGAUGGUAACUUCAUUGCCAAAACUUGUACGAGCUGGACCACCAAAAGUGAUUCAUGUUCUUUUAGAUGGCCAAGUUGUUGGAUCUCUAUCUUCGAACUUAGUCCCUGAGGUUGUCGCUUAUUUGCGGAGACUGAAAGUGGAGGCUCCUUCAAUCAUUCCUGAAGACCUCGAAGUCGGAUAUGUACCAACAAGCAUGGGUGGAUCUUAUCCUGGAUUGUAUUUGGCAUCAUGUCCCGCAAGAUUCAUCAGGCCUGUUAAAAACACAUCGAUUCCAUCCAACAAUCUUGAACUGAUUGGACCAUUUGAGCAGGUUUUCAUGGAAAUAAGCUGUCCUGAUGGUGGAAAUGGAGGAAGGAAUAACUCUUCCCUUGCAACUCAUGAGGAAAUUGAUCCAACUGGGAUGAUAAGUGUGGUUGCUAAUCUUACACCUUGGUCUGAUCAUAACCAAAGUCCCCGUAACAUGUAUCAGUGUCAGAUGGCGAAACAAACCAUGGCUUACUCUACUCAAGCACUCCAAUUCCGUGCUGACCAGAAGAUUUACCACUUGCAGACUCCUCAAUCCCCUGUGGUGCGCACGAAAACAUACACUGCAUACAAUAUUGAUGAGAAUCCAACAGGGACUAAUGCAAUAGUUGCUGUCCUGGCUCAUACUGGAUUUGAUAUGGAAGAUGCCAUGAUUUUGAACAAGUCAUCUGUGGAGCGGGGGAUGUGUCAUGGGCAAAUAUACCAGACAGAAGCUAUUGAUUUGUCAGAUCAGAAAAGCCGAUCGGGUAGUGGUAAUAAAAGGUUUAGGAGGAAUAAUGCUGUCAAAUCCGCUCAUUCUUGUGUUGAUGCUGAUGGAUUACCAUAUGUUGGACAGAAAAUAUAUCCAAACGAGACGUAUUGUAGUAUCUAUGAUGGGGUAACCAACGAUUAUAAGCCCAUGAAGCGAAAAGGAACAGACCCUGUCAUCGUUGACUUUGUUUCUCUUGACAUGAAGAGCAAGAACCAUCCUCAGAAGGCAAACAUUCGAUUUAGGCAUGCCAGGAAUCCCAUAAUCGGUGACAAAUUCAGUAGUAGACACGGUCAAAAGGGUGUUUGCUCCCAGCUUUGGCCUGAUAUUGAUAUGCCCUUCAAUGGAGUGACUGGAAUGCGUCCGGAUCUCAUCAUUAACCCUCAUGCUUUCCCAUCAAGAAUGACAAUUGCUAUGCUUUUGGAAUCUAUUGCUGCUAAGGGAGGUAGUCUGCGUGGGGAGUUUGUAGAUGCAACACCGUUCCGUGAUGCAGUAAAGAAAACAAACGGAGAAGAGGAUAGCAAAUCCAGUUUACUUGUUGAUGAUCUUGGUUCCAUGCUGAAGCAAAAAGGAUUCAAUCACUAUGGGACAGAGACUUUAUACAGUGGUUAUUUAGGAGUAGAGCUCAAGUGUGAGAUAUUUAUGGGGCCUGUUUACUACCAAAGGCUGCGUCACAUGGUCUCAGACAAGUUCCAGGUUAGAUCCACAGGAAUGGUUGAUCAGGUAACUCGUCAGCCAAUCAAAGGAAGGAGACGAGGUGGAGGGAUUCGAUUUGGUGAAAUGGAAAGAGACUCAUUGCUUGCUCAUGGAGCUUCCUAUCUAUUACACGACAGGCUCCACACCUCUUCGGAUCACCACAUUGCGGAUGUGUGUUCCCUGUGUGGAAGCUUGCUGACUUCUUCGGUUUUGAACGUUCAACAGAAGAAGCUGAUUCGAGAGAUUGGAAAUUUACCACCUGGUAGGACUCCAAAGAAGGUAACUUGCGAUUCUUGCAAGACAAGCAAAGGGAUGGAGACUGUCGCAAUGCCGUACGUGUUCAGGUACUUGGCUGCAGAAUUGGCGUCAAUGAAUAUUAAGCUGACUCUUCAGUUAAGCAACAGUGGUGAAGGAAGCGACAGUGAAGGAGUCUAGUUCAUGGGGGCAUAUGUUGUAUGAAUAUUAUCUUAAAAUUUUGAUGGAUUAGCACAAUAUAUGCUUCUUCUACAACAACUUUAUUACUCUUGUUCCUUUUCUGGUGUUAAAAUGAUUGUCUUAGAGAUUUAUAAACCAGUGGAUUUGAUUAUUCAAUACCAUUAAUCUGUAUGAUGACAUGUUUAAUCAAAUUGCUCGAUGUUUGUAGGAACAACAUUUGCAAUUGAGUGAUCCCAAGAACAUAAUCCAUUUCCAUUUUGUUUUAAGAUAUUGAGUUGGGGAAAAAGAGUUAUUUGAUUAAUUAGUAAAUCAUACAAAGACUUGCAAGUUUUACAUCUAAACAACAUCUCUCUCUUUCUCUUAUUACACUCAUACUGAAGCAAAUACUGAUAAGAACUUGGCUCACUUUCCGGGAACGAAGUUGGUGGCGAAGGCCCAUGCGUUGUUGUUGACUGGAUCAGCAAGAUGGUCAGCAAGGUUCUCCAAGGGUCCCUUACCAGUGACAAUGGCUUGAACAAA